Sorex araneus (European shrew) is the source of this 7465-nucleotide messenger RNA. It is a transcript of the gene MTF1, whose product is annotated as metal regulatory transcription factor 1. Gene Ontology annotation, cellular component: nucleus. NCBI's taxonomy places the organism in Eukaryota, Metazoa, Chordata, Mammalia, Eulipotyphla, Soricidae. The record is from RefSeq and is a predicted model, not a curated record. The transcript is spliced from 10 exons. Gene Ontology annotation, biological process: regulation of transcription by RNA polymerase II. The coding region runs from base 120 to 2306 and encodes 728 amino acids.
GGGGGCAAUCAUGGUGCCGCUGGGGAGGGGAGAAGCUGCCGCUGCCGCUGUUGCCGGGAGCCGCGGAGACAGGUCAUUACCUUUUCAUUUCUCGCAACUGAGCUGAGCAAGAUUGAACCAUGGGGGAACACAGUCCAGACAACAACAUCAUCUACUUUGAGGCAGAGGAAGAUGACCUGACCCCCGAAGACAAGAUGCUCAGGUUUGUGGAUAAAAACGGACUGGUGCCUUCCUCAUCUGGAACUGUUUAUGAUAGGACAACUGUUCUUAUUGAGCAGGACCCUGGCACUUUGGAGGAUGAAGAUGAUGAUGGACAGUGUGGAGAACACUUGCCUUUUCUAGUAGGGGGUGAAGAGGGCUUUCACCUAAUAGAUCAUGAAGCGAUGUCCCAGGGUUAUGUGCAACACAUUAUCUCACCAGAUCAGAUUCAUUUAACGAUAAACCCUGGUUCCACACCCAUGCCAAGAAAUAUUGAAGGUGCGACCCUCACCCUUCAGUCGGAAUGUCCGGAAACAAAACGUAAAGAAGUAAAGCGGUACCAGUGCACCUUUGAGGGCUGUCCUCGCACCUACAGCACAGCAGGCAACCUGCGCACCCACCAGAAGACUCACCGAGGAGAGUACACCUUUGUCUGUAAUCAGGAGGGCUGUGGCAAGGCCUUCCUCACCUCCUACAGCCUCAGGAUCCACGUGCGAGUGCACACAAAGGAGAAGCCAUUUGAGUGUGACGUGCAGGGCUGUGAGAAGGCGUUCAACACACUGUACAGGCUGAAAGCACAUCAGAGGCUUCACACAGGGAAAACGUUUAACUGUGAAUCUGAAGGCUGCAGCAAGUACUUCACCACACUCAGUGAUCUGAGGAAGCACAUUCGAACCCAUACAGGAGAAAAGCCAUUUCGGUGUGAUCAUGAUGGCUGUGGGAAAGCAUUUGCAGCAAGCCACCACCUUAAAACUCAUGUCCGUACACAUACUGGUGAAAGACCUUUUUUCUGUCCCAGUAAUGGCUGUGAGAAAACAUUCAGCACUCAGUACAGUCUCAAAAGUCACAUGAAAGGUCAUGAUAACAAAGGACACUCUUACAAUGCACUUCCAAACCACAAUGGAUCAGAGGCGCAGGGCCAGGACCUCAGCACAGCUUCGCCUGUGAUCAUCUUCGCAUCAAUAUUCCAGGAUGCAGAUGACACAGCGAUUCAGGAAGAGCCUCAACAGACAGCUGCCUUGAUUGAAAGUUUUAAUGGUGAUGCAGAGUCAGUCAGCGAUGUUCCACCGUCCACAGGAAAUUCAGCAUCUUUAUCUCUUCCACUUGCACCACAGCCUGGCAUCUCUGAGCCACCCCAGCCUCUCCUAUCAGCCUCAGCAUCGUCUGCUCCUCCGCCUGCUCCCUCCCUAAGAACUGGUUCCCAGCAAGCUGCAUUUGGCAACCCCCCUGCUCUUUUACAACCUCCAGAAGUGCCUGUUCUCCACAGCACACAGUUUGCUGCUAAUCAUCAAGAGUUUCUUCCGCACCCCCAGGCACCACAACCCCUCGUACCUGGACUGUCUGUGGUUGGUGGGGCUUCUGCGACAGCAGCAGCAGUGGCAUCCGCUGUAGCAGCACCACCCCCGCCACAAAGUACUACUGAGCCCCUGCCAGCCAUGGUCCAGACUCUGCCCCUGGGUGCCAACUCUGUUCUAACUAAUAAUCCCACUAUAACCAUCACCCCUACUCCCAACACGGCUAUCCUACAGUCCAGCCUAGUCAUGGGAGAACAGAACUUACAAUGGAUAUUAAAUGGUGCCACCAGUUCGCCGCAAAACCAAGAACAAAUUCAGCAAGCAUCUAAAGUUGAGAAUGUGUUUUUUACCACUGCAGUACCAGUAGCCAGUAGCACAGGGAGCUCUGUACAGCAGAUUGGCCUCAGUGUUCCCGUCAUUAUCAUCAAGCAAGAGGAGGCCUGUCAGUGUCAGUGUGCUUGCCGGGACUCUGCCAAGGAGCGGGCAGCCAGCAGGAGAAAGGGCUGCUCUUCCUCACCCCCUCCAGAGCCCAGCUCCCAGCCUUCUGAAGGGCCCAGCCUGAAGCUACCGUCACAGACUUUCUCCUCUCCUAUGCCCCUCUCUCCAUCCUUCACCUCCACCGUGCCCUCUUCCUGUGAGCAAAGCAGACAAGCAGAGCCUCCUCCAGACCCCCAGACAGAAACGCUAAGUGCCAUGGAUAUGUCUGAGUUUCUGUCCCUCCAGAGCCUGGACACGCCGUCCAACUUGAUUCCUAUUGAAGCACUACUGCAGGGGGAGGAGGAGAUGGGCCUGGCCAGCAGCUUCUCCAAGUGAAAGGCCCAGAGGGGCUCACCUCUGGAAGAGGAUGAGUCGAAAGCGUAACGGGGUCAGCAGUCUGAAGGAUGAAGAAGUCUACUGUUUGGAAUCCUCACCUUUCCAAUGUGUUUUCUUUCUUCAUAUCCAGGAGCAUCCAUUUUAAAGAACUGAUCUUUGGGAAAAAAAUAACCAACAAAAAAAAAAACACAAAACAAACAAAAAAAGCUAAGUUAUAAAUGAACUAUUUGGCUGCACUGUAUGUCACUUUUGCUUAUUGUCAUGUGAAUUUGGAAAAUUAAGGUUACUCGUGCGCAUAAAAAUUCUAAAUGAAAGGGCGUGGUUUCCAUCAAUCUGAUGCUGCCCAUCACUUGCACUGGGGUCUUUGUGGUUUGGGCAGCGUAUUCGGAGUCGGGUACUGCUUCUUCCUGUCUGUCUUGAGUCCGAGGCUGAAGCUGGCUUGGAAAGUCGACCCUUGCUUCAUCAGAGAGGGCACUGCUAAGGCAGGUCAGGCUUCGGGGAGGCCGGACAGGGACUGGGUGAGGUGGUCGUGUCGUUUGUGCCUGGUGUCGGUGGAGCUCAGGGUGACUAUGGCAGUCUCUUUUCCAGCCUGCUUCAGCACAAGUGGGCCGCUGGAGCCCGGCCCAAGGCUGCAGGGUGAGCCGGUUCUGCAGUUGUUGACUGCUCUCUGGACGAAGCGCGGGCAGAGCAGGUUCUCCCACCAUGAUCACGGUCUGAACCCUCCUGACUCUACGGCUCAGUUACUGGCCAGGGCUUGUAGCUCAGUCACAGUGGAUACGCAUGGGGAACAUCUUGUUUUGUCCUAGAGUGGACACAUGGCUUAUGACCAGUGCUGGUUGGUGGUCUGCCUUUCUUUCAUAUUUUCUUCCUCAGAGCAGAGUUGCUGUAUUUUGCUUAGCAGGUGGUGAGGCUUUAAGGGAGUUGAAGGUGGCAUGUAAUUGGCAGGCCAAGUGUUUAGGUUCGGGCUAGACCCCUGGUUUCCCUGCCCCAUCUCCUCCACCUCUAACCCCACUGGAUUUUGCAUACAGCCUACUACAGUGCAAAGAAGGAUGUGACUUGUUCAGGUUAGUCAUGAUUUCUAAACAAAACAUAUAUAUAAAUAUAUAGAUAUAUAUAUUUAAAAAAAAAACACAAAACGAUGAUCUUCUACUCAGGGUAAAACAAAAAAAAAAAAUUCCCCUUCCACCAAAAAGCCUGAAAUGUUGCAAUAAGUUCUCUCAUUUGGAAUGUUUCAUUAAGUUGUGUUUUAGGGAAAAUAUGUUUUUGAUCUGUGUAUGGAAUUAUAUGUUCGCCUUUAGCUCCAAGUCAUUGCCUCUUAAAAUAAAACAUAAAAUACAAUCCACAUGAAAAUGUAAAGUUUCUCUCAUCUGGCUAUGUUACUGUAAUAGUGAGUGUUCACCGGACUCACUGAGCUCAGAAACUAGGCAUAGGCACGCCCCGGGUCUAGGCGAGGCCUCCGCCUUGAGCAAGGGCAGGGUUCCCUAGACAGGGCUGCUCUUCCCAGCCAAUGACAUCAGGCCAAAAGAAGCUCUCACUUGGCCUUUCUUUUCUACUCUCUAAUGUAAAGAGAUCUGCAUUUGUCACUCUCUGAGCCAUUACUCAGGGUCAGCCAACACAGUGUUCAGAGCAGAUCAUUUACUGCGGAGACAGUGGUUCUGCCUUUAUUCAGGGACAGACUUGGACAAGAGGACAGUGGUGAUAAUUGUUGUUACUGCCAGGAGGAGAAAUGGGCACAAGCAGCUGGUGGUUUCUCAUUCCUGGAGUCUAGUCAGGAGAUAAGAUUCUUCUUGCUCUUCUGCACUCCCUGCCCCCGAUGGCUGGGGGGUUCUGGCAACUAAAGUCCCAGGAAACCAUCUGCUGACCUUGGGUUGUCUUUGGCUAUCUCUGGACUUCACAUCCAUUGGAAGCUUUGAGGUAGGGCCCUCGCUGUUCUGAGAGCAAAGGACAGAAUGCGAUUCUCCACCUUAGCUCAUGUUGGAAGGCAGAAAUGCUCUCCCCCCAAAUUUUCAUUGUACUGUCACUUGGAUUGGGUUCUCUGGGAGCUGGCAAGGGAAGCAGGAGCCCAGAGAAGCCAUUGGAAGCACUGGCAGUGUAAAAUACUGCUUCUUCCAGGUUAGCCAGAGCUUAUGUGGGGACCUCCCCAGUGGCUUUUCUGCUCUCCAAAGAUCAGGGUGAUGAAGAAGCCUCUUAAAUCACUGUUUGGGCUGACAGGUUUUUCUAGUUGAAGUAUCUGCCUUUUGUGGGUGACUCAAGAUUUCAAGGAGACUAUUAAUUCAAAUCAGCUUUGGAAAAAUCAGGAACAUGUUGUAAAAUGCUAGUAAGGGCAAGUUUAUUCCACAGGGUAGUCUUUCUUUCCUCUUCCGGGACUCUUUCCCUCCCCUCCCUAUUCUGUUAACCUGACCCCUGGUGCCAAAGACCUUGGAAAAAGAAAGGGUCUGUGGCAGAACUGGAGCAAGAAUGAGCCUCUAUGAAAAGUUUAAGUUCCCAGACCCGGGGACUAGUGUAGGGCCAAGUUAGGAAAGCUCUGCAGACUUCUAGUGGGUGAGAGCAAGCCUUUCUUCCUCCCUAUGGUAACUUGUAGCCUCUUAACCCUGUGUAGUUUCCUAUUUCCAACUCCCACUAGCAUUGCCAGUUAGACUGCCCCUUUAAAGGGUGCUUGUCAAUACCAGGGGUUGGAAAUUCUUGGGCUCAGGGGCUCGUAGGGAAAGUUGGCUGGCGCUGCCAACUGCCUUAGUGAAUUUGACCCUUACAAGGCAGAGUGGGCAGGACAUUGUGGGGGAAGUGGUUCUGCUUUUCCUGGCAGAGUCUGGCCAGUCUCUGGGGGCAUCAGUUUUCCCAUGUGGCUGAGUGAUGAGACAAGGUGGUGUCACUUAUUAAAUUCUAACCCCUCUAGAAAGGAGAUCAUGGUACAAAACCCGGAGGGACCUUAGGUAUGAAGACCUCUCUGGAUAGAAGGCAAGGGACUUCUUUUCACCUCCUCUGGAAGAGCCAGAAGACUGGAGAGUUUUACAUUUCAGGGCAGUGGACUAAUGGGGAUAGUGGAGGGUGGGUAGUUUUUCUUGAAAGACUUUGUAUAAUGUUGAAUGUGUCCAAAGGGACAAGUUUGCAGAACCUCAUAUUGGUAUAUUAAAGAAAUAAUAAAAAAAAGCACUUUAGGUUAUUUUAUCUUUAACCCAAUUGCUGCAAUUUAUUUUGUGUAUGUAUGUAUGUGUGUGUGUGUUUGUGUGUGUGUGUGUGUACUUUCCACAGUUUUACUUUUGCUCAGAAUAAAAAGUUAAAUUGAAGUGUAAAAAGAAAAGCACUUACCUUGGUGCAAUAUAUGUAGUUUGAUAGUCGUUUUCCCAUGUGGCUGUGGCCUGGCCACCUUUUUUCCACCGGAUCAGCCCUGUACCAUGAAGGGAAUACUAUUUUGUGUUUUCAGCAUCUGUUCAAUCUAUGCAAGCCUUCCCUGUGCCCGAGGGCACCCCCUCAGGCUCCCCGAAGAACUGCUUGAGUUUUCUGCUGACUGUUGAGGCCUUUCUUCAUGACUUCUUGGUCCCUGGCCAUCUUUUUCCUCUCACUGCUACAAAGUGAUGCCUGAGAGGAAGGAACAGGUUGUUCCUAUGGAGUAACCUGGCACCUUCUAGAUUUUGAUAUUUUGUAAUCCCAUCCACGGUCCUUAAUCUUAAAGGCUUUUCCAGAGUCACUGAAAACCAUUGAUAUGUGCAACUGCAACAUCUGCUAGAGUUUAAGGUUUUCCUACACCACCAAUCAGAAAUAUGUUUGGAGAAAUGGUCGUGGUGGUGGGAGGGAAGAGGGGGCAGCAGGAACCAUUGCCAGACUGUUCUCCAGGUCCGUGUUGAGUAUUUUAAGCAAAACGGCACUCCAGCCUUCAUUAAAAGUCCAGUUAACCAGGCUGUAUCAACUUUCUUCCCGUUUUCACCCUCAUUUUGUGUUCAGUUCUCAGGCAUUACAGAAGAGAGCAGCUUAAAUAUAUAUUUCAACCAAAGCAGGAAGAUUUUGUCAGAUCAGAUAUACACAUGGUUCUGCUGUGAUGGACAUCAGAAACCCCAUUCCUUAAUGUUUGGGGGAGUGCCAAGUGGUAACAGAACUGAAAUACACAUAUUUCUGAUUGGUCAGUCAUUGUAACCUGUUUUAUAUGAUUUUUUGGAGAGAGGGACAGGCUCUUUUUUUUUUUUUUUUCCUCAUGCCUUUGGGAAGCUGAUGAUCACUAUUUGGGCAUUUCUCACUGUUACUCCUGUUCAAGAGAGGGCUUCUCAGUCUGCACUAAAAAAAAAAUGCAAACUAAACUGGAUCUUUAUAUCAGUGUGUACAUAGUACAAGCUUUUUUACUAGAAGGAGAACUAAAACCCCACGCUGCCCUUUUGGUGGUGUGUCUGCUGGGCCAAAAAUUGGGUGAUUGUGAGUGUCACUUUCUCAGCUCAAUGCAGUUUCUACUCUUUUCAUAUGGGAAAUUUUUCAUAAAGUCUUUUUUCACCAAAACCCAGGGGUGUUUUAUGCAAUAUCCUUGUUAUCCUUGUAGUGGUGCCAAGUCUGAGGCCUCGCUUGCCCUUCUCCCCUGUGUCCUCAGGCCUCCCUCGGGCACUGUUUGACUCAACAGUCUCUAUCCUUUGUUGUGUUUGGAGAAUAUGGAGGCAGGGGUCGAGAUCUCGGUGGCUGUGCCUGCCCCCUUCAGAAUUCCCUGUUUGGGGAAGGUGGCUGGAAACAGGUUUUUGCUGCAUCUCUGGCUCAGAUCUAGACAGGGAAGGCAAGACCCCCCCCACGAGAAUCUUCUUUUUUGACACACAGUCAUUGGCCGGGAGGUCUUGGUGACAGUUUUUUUAAAAUCCCAAAUGGUUUUAUUUGGAUUAUGUAAAAGCCUAUCUAGUUUCUUUAAGUGUAAAACAUGGGAAUAACGGACUUUCACUGAGCGAUAUGAAAACGUUACAGGUUCAGUACUUCCAAAGGAAGAAACCUCCAAACCCAAAAAAAAAGAGUAAAUAUGAAUUUGUAUUUUUGAAGAAUGUGAAAUAAUGGUGUUUGCUUAAUUGCUCAUUUUGUAUAAACUUAAUAUUGUACUUUAAAUAUCUGCUAAGAAGUGAAAAUUUAACUUUUUGGAAUUGAAAAAGCAAUAUUAAAUACUAAUGAAAUCCUAAUUAAAAGCUUAUUUAAAUCUGGUA